This is a messenger RNA of Cutaneotrichosporon oleaginosum, 3129 nucleotides long. RefSeq lists its product as uncharacterized. The record is from RefSeq and is a predicted model, not a curated record. Gene Ontology annotation, molecular function: protein serine/threonine kinase activity; ATP binding. NCBI's taxonomy places the organism in Eukaryota, Fungi, Basidiomycota, Tremellomycetes, Trichosporonales, Trichosporonaceae. Gene Ontology annotation, biological process: protein phosphorylation; intracellular signal transduction. Gene Ontology annotation, cellular component: cytoplasm; nucleus.
AUGGCUCGGCGACCAAGCGACAUGGGCGGCGGCGCGGACGAAGACGACGGUCGCGUUGGAGUAGAGGACCCUUACGCAGAACGCUCGUACACAGAGCUCAAAGUCCUCGGUGACGGUUCCUUUGGCACAGUCUGGCUUUGCGAUUGGCACUCGCCGGUCAAGUCGGACGUUCUGUUGUCCGCCAUGCAGUGCGGGCAAGGAGCGCGCGCGGAAUGGGCUGGCAAGCGUCUUGUCGCAUUGAAGCGCAUGAAGCGCGUAUGGGAAGGAGGAUGGCGUCAAGCGCGCAACCUCGGUGAAUUAGCUUCGUUGCGGAGCAUCCCUCCCCACCCAGCAGUCAUUCCGCUUUACGAUGCCUUCAUCUCCCCAAGGUCACGCGAGCUUUACUUCGUCUUCGAGUGCAUGGAGGGCAAUCUCUACCAGCUCACCAAAUCGCGUAAGGGACGACCGCUCGCAGCUGGCCUCAUCGCUAGCUGCUUCCACCAAAUGGUCUCAGGCCUGCAACACGUCCACCGGCACGGAUUCUUCCAUCGUGACAUGAAACCGGAGAACUUGCUCGUUACAACGACAGGCUUGUGCGAGUAUUUGUCGACCAAAGCCGUCGAGGAAAUAAACGCGCGUCGCGCGGCGGGCGACCCGGACUUCCAGCUCCAGAUCAUGGACGAGAAGGACCCGCGCAUCCAGAUGGACGUGCAGGUUAUCAUCAAGCUGGCCGACUUUGGUCUUGCUCGCGCGAUCAACUCGAAGCCUCCGUACACCGAGUACGUUUCCACGCGAUGGUAUCGUGCCCCCGAAGUCCUGUUGCGUGCCACCGACUACGGCGCACCAGUGGACAUGUGGGCUCUCGGCACCAUUCUGGCAGAGAUGAUAAACCUCAAGCCCCUCUUCCCCGGUUCGAGUGAGAUUGACCAGGUGUACCGCAUUUGCGAAGUCCUUGGAGAUCCUUCCCCCGAGUAUGGGCCGGACGCGAACGGGCGCAUCAAUGGCGGAGGUAGAUGGAACACGGGCAUCAAGCUCGCGAAACGUGUUGGGUUCUCAUUCCCCAAGCGCAAGCCACUGGAACUGAGAGCUCUGUUUCCGAAGGACACUCCGCGCUCGCUCAUCGACUGCGUUGCCAACCUCCUGCGAUACAAUCCCCGAUACCGCAUGACCUCGGACGACUGCAUGACCCACCUUUACUUUCGCGAGGUUCUGCCUCACCUUCAGCGUGUGCCGCCACUCCCGCGCAUUCCCUUUGCCUGGGGACAACCGUCGCCACGGCCCACGCCAAGUGCCCAACAGCCGCCAGUCACCAACCUCAAUGUUCCCAGCCGCCAUCCCCCACCGUCUCACUCGCACCACGAGCCCCACGGUGCCUUCGCAUCCGGCGAAUUGUGCACACUACCGCCUCCGUCGACCGUGGACACGCCUGUUGGAGAGCCGCUCACGCCAAACGGUCCGGUCUCGGGAACGUACUUUACGCAACCCUACCGCCAGGAUGCGGAGCAGAGGCCGUAUGGCGCCUCGGCGCUCGUCCGCCAGCUGCGCGAGCUCGACCUUCCCACAGACGACCUCGCGAGCUACGGCGCACGGCGAUGGUCAGAGGCAGAGCUUGUCGCAAGCCGUCAGCGGUACGCGAAUUCUGUGCACGCUGGUUCAGUUCAGUCGAUUCCUGACAGCGUGUCCAACCCUUCGUACAGCAACCUGAACUCGCUAUCCGCCAUAAGCCUCGACAUGAUGCAGCCCCACCAGCAGCAGCACCAUCACCAACGGACUCCGGACCCGCACGUCAUGGCUUAUGUCCGACAGCAGGCGGCUUACCAGCAGCAAAUGCAGCAGCCCGCUGUGUCACAGUCGACGCCUAACCUUGCUCCUACUGCGCCAGCUGCAGACCCGAACAGCCUGAGACAGGCCCAGUCUACCAUGACCCUACCUCUUCCCUCGGCCAACCACAUGCCCCCGCCGAACGCCCAUAUGGCCCCACCCUCCCAGGCCACCUCCAAGCUCGGUCCCCCUCCCCCCGCGCCAAUCGGGAAGAAGAAGAAGUGGGGGCUGUCGUCCGUCUUCGGGGGCGCUGCUGGGAAGAAUGGCACCACUUUGCCUUCGGUCGACGAGCAUGCCGCUGCAACUACUUCCCUUAAGCGCACGCAAUCUGGUCAGUACGCCGACGACCGCGUCACUCCCGGCGAGCAGUCACCAUCAGCCAUGGACCCCAAGUUGUCCAAGAAGGAGGCAGAACGGCAGUCGCGCGAGCUACUCAAGGCCAAGCGUGAGGCUGCUGAACGGGCUCAGAAGGAGAGGGCCCGCGCGGUCCUCAACAAGCGUGCCCAGUUGGUCGGAGGUCGGAAGGUCGAGAUGGAGUACUCGAACAUUGCGAGUGACAACAUUGGCUUGACCAAGCAGGUGUCGCGUCCAGUCGCUGGUUACCCGAGUGGUUACCCCUCGUCGCAGACACUGCCGUCGGGAUCUAUCACAUCGCUCGCAUCCUUCCCCGGAUCAGGCCAGUCUCCAUACCUCCAGGUUGAGGAUGGUAUGGGUCGCAACAAGGCCCGCAAGCAGUACGAGGAGGAUGAUCACAGCUCGAUAGGGCGCGUUUCGGCCAAGAGCCGCAGCCUUCUCAGUGUUGCCACGAUGGACAGCGACCCUACGGGUUCGCGUCGCAGCUUGCACAAUGUGUGGCCCGAGCAGGUGUCCCAGUCUUCGCGUAGACCGCCUUCAAACACGUACAGGCCGUCUAUGUCGCACUCGUCGGCAUCACUCGACAACCAGCUGUCAUCGCAGCUCCAACGCACCACCGUUCAGUCGGCAUCUGAGUCGUCUCUGUCUCUUGGUCGCAACCCCAUGCCACCCAAUCGCGCCUCAAUGUCUGGGCCUUCAAUCCAGAACAUGAACUUCCAACCCCAAGGCGCGUAUGCCUAUCCCGCGGGUCAUGCAAUGACCAUUGGCGCCAGCGCUAGCCGUCGCAGUAGUCGCGCCCAGCUUCCGAGCAUAGAGGAUGGGCCGUCAUCUCCCACACCUAUAAACCCCAUGUUCAAAGUUCCGCCUGGUGUGUCCCAGCCGCACCCUGGAGACGCGGGGGCCAAUGGUGGCCUGCCACCAUUCUCGUCGCUAAUCAACCUGACCAACCCGAAUAUCCAGAACCCCCCUCAGUAA